Messenger RNA from Phymastichus coffea, 5804 nucleotides. RefSeq lists its product as uncharacterized. Bases 65 to 5290 code for a protein of 1741 amino acids. The record is from RefSeq and is a predicted model, not a curated record. The transcript has 9 exons. NCBI's taxonomy places the organism in Eukaryota, Metazoa, Arthropoda, Insecta, Hymenoptera, Eulophidae.
UCUUGUUGCUUAUCUUCCAAAUGAGCUUUUUUAUUAGCUUUAUAGUUUGUUUUGCAUAGCUGCAAUGUCAAUUAAUGUUACGGUUAAUGGUAAUCCAAUUAGUAUACGUAGGGGCAAGAUGGUUUUAUCGGAUCUUGAAAAUCUUAAGAAAUGUGAGAGAGAGCACCGAAAGAGGUUACGGCUGGAACAAGUUCAAGAACAGUCGAGAGCUAUUUCCAAAACAGUUUUGGAACGUGCUAGACAGGCAAAAAAAGACCAACUUGAUCGUUUGGAGCGAGAUGAAAAUACAGAAAUGAGAAAAGCACAUGACAAAAGAAUGAUGGAAUUUCAUCGUAGAUACCAAGACAUAGAAAACAUAGGAUUAGCUCAUAAAAAUGCUGCUAUACAACCUGAUAUAGAAACUAUUAGAUUGGAAGAACAGAAACGGAAUAGAGUAUUAGCUAAAGCAAGGGGUACACAUGCAAUGCAAAGGCUAGAGGAAUCUAAAAAGGUUGUAAGUUCACAUAGUAAACAGCAAGAUAGGUUACGGAAAGUUAGAGAGUUUGAAAAUGAGCGUUCUUGUUUAGUAUCCCAUAUUCCUAAUAAGUCAUGUACAACAAAUAUCAAACCAUUUGAGUUGGCAGAUAGUAAACAACCAUCCAUAUCCACAAGAAAAAAAGUAAAGUCUGUUGUUUCAAAAAAGUCACCUAUUAUGAAAACUCCAAAACUUGUUAAGGUUUGUUCAACUCAAACAAAAAUACCUCACGUAUCAGCAUCUGUUGAAGAAAACAAUGAUGACAAUAAUCAUGAUGAUUUAGAUAGAACACUAACUGAAGAAAAUGCCUGUACAAAUCCCAGUAAAAUAUGUAGUCCUGUUAAACCGUUUAAUGAUUCUAAAAACGUUUUAGAUACAUAUGAGCAAGUACAUAAAGGAAGUAUGUUCGAAUCUGAUGAAAAUGAACCUCGUAAAACAGUUCCUGUUACAAGUUCUGUUCCUAAGAAAUCAGAAAAUAUAGAAAAGCAUAGCGCGAAGCGUUACCAAAAAAGCUUUUCUGAUUUAUCUAGCACUUCUACAUCUUCUUCAACUAUCAGCGAUGAUUCGUCAUAUUUUUCCGAUAACGCUAAAUCAGUGAAGAAAACUCCAAGACAUCCUACAUCUCCAGCUUCAAGUAAAAUCAGUAUGUAUGAUCAUAAAACCCGACAGAGAAAAGAAUAUGAGAGGCCCCCUGGAUUAGUUGAAAGAAUUAACGUUAAGAACGUGCCAAAUGCUCAAGAUUUAGCGCAAGAAGUUAUCGAAUUGGAAAAUAAAGAAUCAUCAUUGAUGGCAAGUCAGAAAGAGCAAUCGAAAAAACAAACUCAUGAUGCUAUCCUCAGAGAAAAAGUUAAAAGAGAUUAUCAAGCACUUGUAAAAAAUCUUGAUUUGCUGUCUAAAGAGGAAAGAACCUUAAAAGUAAAUCAAGUAGCCUCGAAUCGACAGAUGACGGCUCCAUCUAAAAACAGUGAAAACCUCACGAGGCGACAGAAAAAGAUGGAUCGAGUAUUCGAAAGCAUACUAAGAAAUUCACGAGAUCCAGCCACGAAUGAAACUCUAAUAGAAAGGCCUAUAACCAUUACACCUCGAAAUUACAUGCAUUGUAAAUCAACCUCAGCGAAUGAGUGGCGAGAGCCUCCAUGCAUAGAUGAGCAAGAGUAUGAAGUUAGUUGCUCCGAAGAAGAUGACGAGUACAUACGCAAGCGAAAAAUUUCUGAACUCUUAAUCAAGAUCGAACAGUUGAAGCGACAGUUAUUACAAGAAUAUGGGCCAAAUUUACCUGACGAUGUAUUUAAUGCUAGCCUACGAUCUUUAUUUAACAACAACGCUAAUCAAUUGACGACGUCAACGAGUCACAACAGAGUUUCCCAUGUAACACCGAAAUUAAAUCCGCCAGCACCACCAGAAAUUCAAGUAAUUAAUAUGUCUAGCGAUGAAAACAUCAAAUUCGCGAAUAAAAUUGUAGCUUCGCAGUGUAAGAAAUUUAUAAGCAGGCCACCACUCCCUAAACCUACUCCUAAAACAUCUAGUAGCACGAUGACUACGACUACUCGUGAUCAAGAGAUACAGGUAGAAAUGGAGAAGGAGAAACAGAAAGAAAAAACACCUCAUCCCAUAGAUCCGUUGGUGAAAAUCGUCACGCAAGCAAACGUUGAUAGCAGUACAAGCAUGUGCAGCAGCAACUCUUCUGUCUCCACGGAUGUGGUGAUAGACGUCACUAAGAAGGAAGUUACGCUAGUUUCUAAACAGAAGAAAAGCAAUGUAAAGCUCUCGAAAAGCAGUUCCAUGAUGUCUGCGAAAUCUACUAAAAACGUUCGUCACGCGUCUACCAAGACGCCGGUGAAAAUAACUUUUGAGCAGAAGGAAGGUGCUGCCAUCGAGGUUGCAAUCGAUCCGGAAAAGAAAGAAAUCACCGUAUUACCUAAGAAAAAAAAACAGCUUCUAGCAGUACCAUCCAAGCGAGAAUCUCCUAUAAUUUCUGGCCAAACAACGCGUUCUUUACCUGGUAGUCGUAUAACUUCUCCAUCCAAAAAAUUGUCUAAGUCAGCCCCACCAUCUCACCACUCGAGUCCAAAGAAACCUCAACUAUCCUCCCGCCAGGCAAAAUCUUUCGAGGAGCACAGGUAUCGCGAACAAUUCACACAAGUGUCAAUAGACUCAAGUACCUCGAUUAAUUCGUCGUCGAGUUCAACCAUAGCCAAUCAUUCGUUCUACAGCAGGUAUAUGACGUCACAACGUAUCGUCACGAAGUUGCAGGACACCUCGGACGCAUCAACAACUUACAUCAGUCCGCCGACUACGACUCCUGGAGCCUUUAUCGAUGAUGUCAAUGACACGAGAGCUAUGAUCCUCGAACUGUUUGAGCUAGAUCCAGCGGAAUUGAGACGAAGGGCACAAGAAGUGAGUCCGGUCUCAUCACCAGAGACCCCCUCACAUCGUACUAUGAUAAUACCUUCUAAUAUGAAAGUUAGAAAUAAUAAAGUUAAUAAAAACUUGACGAAGUUUAUGUCUCUGAUUCACGCACAGACUGAUACAAAAAAACAGACAAAAUCGGGUGCUAAGCAAACGCAGACGAAAUCGAAUACUACACAAACGCAGAUUAAAGGUACCACGCAGACGACUGCUAGAAAAUCAACGAUGGAAAGGCCUAGAACAUGCAAUUGUCGAGAUCCUGGCUGCAGACUUUUUCACGAUAAAUUUGAAGAUGUUAAUCAGUACACGCUCAAGCAUUGCCCGCAAAUUCUAAGGAAGUAUGAGAGCUUGCAACAGGAUUGCACUCAAAGAAUUGCUUCGCUUACUGAUUUGAUCGAAAAAGUACGGAAUGAGCAGAGAGGCGUGGAUUUAUCCAUCGAAACCUCCACCGGCGAUUCCAAUACGAUGGCUCGAACUCAAACGAUUCCUAGCGGUCCGUCCACAGCAACAAGUAUAAACAUCAAUCAAGUGGUGAAGAGCAUCGAGUCGAUACACGCACAAUUAAAACAAACUCUCGUAGAAUCUCAAAAAAUAAUUUCGCAGAAAAUUUUCGAUUCUUCAAAAUCACCACCUCUCGCAGUUACCGUUGCUGCCAGAGAGAAAUCACCGUCGCUCGACUGGUCGAAGGAUACUUUGACGAACGAUAGUCUCGAGGUAAGCACGGAAAAAACAAAAAGUUCUGCCACGGCGGCCACUCAGCAGCUACCGCAACAGCAGUCGCCAAUCGAAAAGAGCAAACCAAAAAUUUUGAACAGUGAGCAAGUGAACUUCAGAAUCGAUCGAUUCCGAAUGUCGCAGGAUACUAAGAGUACGAGCACCGAGGUAACUGCUGAACAUCAACAGAACGAGGACCAGAUGGUUGAGCAGUUAUCCAAGGAAAUCCUUGAGCAAAGUAAAAGCAUUAAUAAAUCUGUACUACCAGUUGAUAAAUCAAAAGAUUCUGAUGAUGAUCUUUUGAAAUCAAGUCAAGCGCCGGUGAAGCACGACGAUGAAACGACUAAGAAUGCUCCUACUGCUGUUGCGGCUUCUACGGAUAAUCAUGACGAUAAUCGAUUUGACAGUUUAGAGAUGAGCAAUCCAGAGUACGUACCUUUACUUGCUGGAAUACCGAAAAUGUCGCGGAAAAAUUCAUCGAAUAACGGAGGCAGAGCACGACCACCUGUCACAUUAAUUAGUGGACCAUACAGGUCAGAAAUAGUGUCUCCAGUGCACGAAUUAUCUACGAUUGUCGAGUUCGAUACCCCAGAUACAGUAAACAAAAGUCAGGUAAGCACGAGAAGUUCUGCAAUUAAAUGUCGUAAAAGGUUAUCAACCGAUGAAGCAAUCACCUCUGGAUCACCCUCGUCAACAAAGAGAGUAGAAGUGAAAUUAAGCAAAAAUAAACCGUCUGUACACGUAGCCCCACUACCUCCACAUCGUUCACCUCAAUCCCUCAAUACUUCCAACAAAUCGGCAUCGAAAAGUGUAGAAAAAUCACCGUACAAGUCAAUAGAAACAUCGCUCGAGAAGAUAAGGCUAUCAACGAGUGGACCAAAAAAGGGCGAAUCCUCUGACUCGUUACAUACGUUGCCGGAUGUUCAUAUCGAAGAACUACAGCAGAGCCAGGAUAAUGGCGACGGUAACUAUUUAAGAGUUAGUCAAAUUUCGGAAUUGCCCUCGAUACCCGAUGAAGAGAUAGAUGACCUGAUGAUUAGUGAAAUUUACGAAGAAGUCAAGUCCAAGUCUGUAUCACCGGUGCAAAAAGAUAGUCCAAACGACUGUAAAAAUAGUGGCAAAAGUCAAUUGUCGUCGGUAAGCUCGAGAAGUUUAUCCAACGUUUCAGGUGUUUCUGAAAUCUCGACCACUCCUUCGUCGGAUUUGAACAUGUUGAAACGUCCAACCUCGCCGGAAGAUUUGGAGAAGGGCUUGAAAAAACUUGGUCUAAAUUGGGCACUUGCAACGUUGAAGAAAACUCGCGAAGCUAGCGCUUUAGGUUCUUCAUCUAGUUCCGAUGUCACGCCCAUAAAUACUGUUGCAGCAAGACUCGUUUCACCCUUGAAAAAGUCGUCUCACCACGAGAGCACUAUGCACGUUUUUCCGGAGGUCAGCGAUGUGUCUUCGAUAUCAAUAAAGCAUGCAAACAAAAGCACUGAUAAAUCUGUGCUUGUCAAGGGUAGAACGUCGACCCCAAAUAGAUUGCUAGAAGAAAACUCGGAGACCAAUUCCAGUGGUACCAUAUCCACUCUUGAUAGCCUUUCUUCGGAUGCGAUACAGGUUGAACAUGAUCAAAGCGCGGAACAUAGUAUUCCGAAUAUAUCGUUUAAAUGAUAUGUGCUUGAAGAAAAAUUUAGUAAAUGUUAUUAUAGAUAUGGUUCUAUUUACCUAUUUACUUAUACAAUACUGUUUAUUUUAAAUUGCAAAAAUUGUAAGUGGUUGAUCCUUACAUUUUAUUAUAUUAGAUUUAUUACAAAGUCAUCUUAAUAACUUUUAUUAGUAUAUUUUUAUUUUUAUUUUGUAAACUUAUUACAUAUCAUUUAUUACUAUGAGUAGAAUAAACGCAGUAAUUGACAUGUGUUCACAAAAGAAGUCGGUUGUCAAUUUGUCAAAAAUUAAAAAUCGCAGUCUUAAUACACGAUAGAGUCAUUUGUAUUCUAUUAUUAGCUCAAUUUUGAUACGCUUCUUAUAAACGUUUGUUAAUUGAUAUUUUUUUCAUCGACCAGAGGAUUAUUUUUAAGACUUAUUGUUAGGCUUUUCUAUUACAUACAAAUCAUAAAAUUGUACAAAUAAUUGUUGCAAGUAUAGUGAAUUUAAAGAAAAAUUAUUGUCGUGAAUAAAUUUUUUA